Molecule: messenger RNA, 1819 nt
Organism: Exserohilum turcica Et28A
Lineage: Eukaryota; Fungi; Ascomycota; Dothideomycetes; Pleosporales; Pleosporaceae
Exons: 3
Coding region: 138-1703 (521 amino acids)
Biological process (GO): UDP-alpha-D-glucose metabolic process; glycogen metabolic process
Cellular component (GO): cytoplasm
Molecular function (GO): UTP:glucose-1-phosphate uridylyltransferase activity
Source: RefSeq, a predicted model, not a curated record
GCCCAAGCACGUUCUCGACUUGCCCCACGUCCACCGCCAAGCUCGAGCCAUUGCCUAUAAGGAGUCCAGGUCCCCAGCACCAGCUGUCCUCGACACACCUCUCCAUCUUCCUCCCCCCCUCGCACUCCCAGACCACAAUGGCAUCUCGCGCGAUCCCUUCCCAUCUGAAGCCCUCUGCUGCCGAGGGCGACGGCGGCUUCUCCUCGCAGCGCCACCACGGCAAGUCGCAGUCCCAUGUGGCUUUCGAGAACACAUCGACCAAUGUCGCCGCCUCGCAAAUGCGCAAUGCGCUCAACAAGCUCGCCGAUACCGUCACCGACCCCGCUGAGAAGAAGUACUUCGAGACGGAGAUGGACAACUUCUUUGCCCUGUUCCGCCGCUACCUCAACGACAAGGCCAAGGGCAACGCCAUUGACUGGAACCGCAUCGCUCCCCCCAAGGCCGAGCAGGUUGUCAACUACGAUGACCUCGCCAACACCGAGGGCGUCGAAUACCUGAACAAGCUGGCAGUUGUCAAGCUCAACGGUGGUCUCGGUACCUCGAUGGGAUGCGUUGGCCCCAAGUCGGUGAUUGAGGUCCGUGACGGCAUGUCGUUCCUGGACCUGUCGGUGCGACAGAUCGAGUACCUCAACCGCACAUACGACGUCAACGUGCCGUUUGUGCUGAUGAACUCGUUCAACACCGACACCGACACUGCCAGCAUCAUCAAGAAGUACGAGGGCCACAACAUUGACAUUCUCACAUUCAACCAGUCGAGGUACCCGCGUAUCCUCAAGGACUCGCUGCUGCCCGCCCCCAAGGACUACAAGUCGGACAUUGCUAACUGGUACCCUCCCGGCCACGGUGACGUUUUCGAGUCUCUGUACAACACGGGCAUGAUCGACAAGCUCAUGGACCGUGGCAUCGAGUACAUUUUCCUGUCUAACGCCGACAACUUGGGCGCCGUGGUUGACGUUCGCAUCCUGCAGCACAUGGUCGACUCCAAGGCCGAGUACAUCAUGGAGCUGACAGACAAGACCAAGGCCGACGUCAAGGGUGGUACCAUCAUCGACUACGAGGGCUCUGUGCGUCUGCUUGAAAUUGCCCAGGUGCCCAAGGAGCACGUCAACGAGUUCAAGUCGAUCAAGAAGUUCAAGUACUUCAACACCAACAACAUCUGGAUGAACCUGGCGGCCAUCAAGCGCGUGGUCGAGGCCAACGAGCUUGCCAUGGAAAUCAUCCCCAACGGCAAGUCGAUCCCUGCCGACAAGAAGGGCGAGGCCGACAUCUCUGUGCUCCAGCUCGAGACUGCUGUCGGUGCGGCCAUCAAGCACUUCAAGAACGCACAUGGUGUCAACGUUCCCAGGAGACGAUUCUUGCCCGUCAAGACAUGCUCUGACCUCAUGCUUGUCAAGUCUGACCUGUACACGCUGCAGCACGGUCAGCUGGUCAUUGACCCCAACCGCUUCGGCCCUGCCCCCCUGAUCAAGCUCGGCAGCGACUUCAAGAAGGUGUCGAGCUUCCAGUCGCGCAUCCCCUCGAUCCCCAAGAUUGUCGAGCUCGACCAUCUCACCAUUACCGGCCCCGUCAACCUGGGCCGCGGCGUGACGCUCAAGGGCACCGUCAUCAUUGUGGCGACCGAGGGCUCGACGAUCGACAUUCCGCCGGGUUCCAUCCUGGAGAACGUGGUUGUGCAGGGCUCGCUCAGGCUGCUUGAGCACUAGAGCAACCAAGCGGGUGUUUUGUUUGCGAUUUGACAUAGAUUUUUGAAGAAUAGGGGCCUUAUUGGGGGCGACGGGUAGCGAUGGAUGGCAAAGCAUUUGCAUGGUCCUGGAGCGGA